ACUCGUGUAACUGCGUGCCUGACGUUUUAUUUUGAAGAGUCCAGCCGGAGGCGCGAGGAACAGACGGGGGGUUAAAUCGCUGGCACAAGUCGUCCCAUCCACUAACAGCGGCGGCCUCUGGUCGGACGCGUUCAGCGAUGCGGCCUGGUCCACUGGUUCCAUUGGUUCUACUGGAUCCACCGGUUCCACCGCCUCCACAGCAGCGCGUCGCCUACGGUCCCGUCCGGGCUUCGCCCCUGCGGUGACUUUCGGAGCGGCCAUGCCAGAAUGUGCAGGCGGGUAGAGAGCGGCAGAGGUCAGCGAGGCCAGCGAGCCGGCGUCGAGCUCCCAUCGGGGAUCGAGUGACACAGGAGCGGCCGCUCCGCGCAUGAAGCCCGGUCGCAGGCACGAUGAGGAGCGGCAGGGUCAUCCGGGUGGUGUUCGGCUUGAGCCUGGGAUGCUUCGUUAUGGUCAUCUUCUACUUCAACAGCAGCCUGAGGCCAGCCUCAGAGCCGGACAGUGACAGAAGCAGUGGGCAGAGAUCGAGGAGGAGUCCGCUACAGACACUGUACGACGGGGUCCAGGUGGAAGCAGCAGUGCAAGUGAUCCAUCAGGGCAGACGGGAGCUAUUGGAAGAAGCCUGUCGCUCCUACACUCACAAGCGCAGGGUCCUCAUUCCUGAGGACUUGAAGCAUGUGAUCGUAGACGACCAACACGGCUUGCUGUACUGCUACGUGCCCAAAGUAGCCUGCACCAACUGGAAGCGGGUGCUCAUGGUUCUCACAGGUGCCGCUGGCUCCAUCCACGACCCACUGGCCAUUCCAGCCAACGAGGCCCACGUCCCAGGAAACCUCCGCACGCUGUCGGAGUACUCCACCUCCCAGAUUAACCAGCGCCUGCGCUCCUACCUGAAGUUCGUCUUUGUACGCGAGCCCUUCGAGCGGCUGGUGUCCGCGUACCGCAACAAAUUCACCCGUAGUUACAACACAGCUUUCCAUAAACGUUACGGUACGAAGAUCGUUCGCCGGCACAGGCCGGACCCCCAGCCAGAGGCUCUAGAGAGGGGGAACGACGUCUCCUUUGAGGAGUUCGUGUAUUACCUGGUGGACCCGGCCACCCAGCGAGAGGAACCGUUCAAUGAGCACUGGGAGCGGGUGCACUCACUGUGCCACCCCUGCCUCAUCCACUACGACGUGGUGGGGAAAUACGAGACGCUGGAGCAGGACUCCCGCUACGUCCUGCAGCUGGCUGGGGUAGAGGACCAUGUCAGUUUCCCCGCCUCGUCCAAAAGCACAAGGACUACUGGGGACAUGGCUGCACAGUUCUUCCAAAACAUCAGCCCUUUCUACCAGAAGAAGCUGCACAACCUCUAUCGUAUGGACUUCCUGCUUUUUAACUACUCUGUUCCAACCUAUCUCAAGUUCACAUGAGGGUGAACAUUAUUCACGCAGAGCCUGAAUGUUUGUCUGUCUGAGUACACAACAGCACCGUAAAACAUGGUGUACUGUGAGAGUUUAUUUUUACAGGGAGCUUCUGUGCCUACGCAGGGAGUGAUGCAGUCACUGUCUUUGAAUGUGUGAAAUGUCAUAACUUUAGUAUUUUUAUAUCAGGACCAUCGUCUGCUGUUAAAAUUUGCACAACAAAUGGAAUGUGUACACGAGGAGGACCGGACCUUCAAACGGUGACUGCUUCCAGAUGGACGUGCCUUCAGUCACAGGCCUCACGGUGCCUCUGGCAAACCGAGCUUCUUGGGGAAAAACCUCCUUCUGCAGUAAAAGCCCAAUGACAGUGUGGUUAUUUAUUGUUGUUGACUCCACAAAGUAAGGUGAACCAAAAUAGAAAUAGUUUCACUCAGUUGUUAAAUCAAUAAAUACAUUUAUCCAA
Molecule: messenger RNA, 1863 nt
Organism: Betta splendens (Siamese fighting fish)
Lineage: Eukaryota; Metazoa; Chordata; Actinopteri; Anabantiformes; Osphronemidae
Product: carbohydrate sulfotransferase 11-like
Exons: 3
Coding region: 390-1409 (339 amino acids)
Biological process (GO): carbohydrate biosynthetic process; proteoglycan biosynthetic process
Cellular component (GO): membrane
Molecular function (GO): sulfotransferase activity
Source: RefSeq, a predicted model, not a curated record